Messenger RNA from Notodromas monacha, 1410 nucleotides. The record is from the annotation of a GenBank genome assembly. Lineage: Eukaryota; Metazoa; Arthropoda; Ostracoda; Podocopida; Cyprididae.
AUGAUGUCCAAUCAAGAGCUAAAGUCAGAAUGCCAGUCCUCUCCAGCCGUCCGAGCCUCCUGCGGUGGUUCCUUCGAUGGUGCAAGAGAUAAGGAAGAACUGGGUGGGUUCUUGGGACGUUUGGACUUUCUCCACUGCUCCCCGUCCGCUUCACCUGGCCUUCCUCCAAAAUCUGAAAGAGGAUGUCUGACCCACCCGCCGCCCAUUCACUCCUGCGGUGGUUCCUUCGAUGGUGCAAGAGAUAAGGAAGAACUGGAAAAGGAUAUGCAUCAAGACGAAAGUGAAUAUACCAAAGAGAAAUGUCAAAAAACCUUGGCAUUCUUACGCGACGCUUCAUCAGUAGUGGGUAGUGGACUCGGCGCGUAUUUUAGACGAUUUUCGGAAUCUCUUUCGGAAGAAGCCGACGUCCGCCUUGAACAGUCAGCCUUCAGCUGGUUCAAGGCGUGUCCCUUCUGUAGGGCUGACCGAAAGUCGCUGACAUUUCACAGUCAUCUCGAGCCCGAGAAACAUGGAAAGCGAUGUCGAACACGGUUUGGUCAGAACGAGAAUGAAAAAGACAAGAAAUUUGUUUACGGUCCCGGUGCUUGUGUAGGAGCUAACGCUCUGGUGUUCCAUUGUCUCAACUGCAAGAAAACUUCUAAGAUUCGUCUGCCAAAACCUGGAAAAGCAAGGAGUUUUUCGACUGGCAAGAAGAAAAUCGGAGUGAUCGAAAAGUCGAAAAUUAUUAGUGAUCCGCAGAAAAGAAUGCAGAAAGCUGCUAGGUUGCGUGGGUUAUUGGCAGAAGCAGCGAAGCAAAAACUCGAGAAAUUCAAGAGCAAGCCAAGAUUAAAUGAUUUCUUUGACUUUUUGCAGAUUUUGGUGCGCGGCGUUGUGUGGGGCUUCAAAAAUAUGCCGAUUGUCCCUCUGAAGCCCGCGGUGGACAAAUCUACUGUACGUUGCCAAAAAUGCCUUGAAUUUGGUCAUUGGACGUACGAAUGUAAAGGGAAAAGAAAGUAUGUUCACCGUGCAUCGCGAUCAACCUUGCUGAAGAAGCGUUUGCGUGAAAUAGAACACGCGUCGUCAAUUGAGAAUGGGCAAAAGAAUGAAGGUGACCCGGCGAAGCUAUCCGAAAAAUUGAAAAUUCGUGAGAAAACAGAAGAUGACAAUCAUGGGACCAGCUCGGAUUCAUCUAGUUCCGAUUCAUCUGAUUCGGAUUCUUCUAGCUCGGAUUCCAGCGAAUCCGACUCUUCGGACUCAUCAAGUUCCGAUUCAGGUUCUUCGUCUUCGUCUGAUGGCGAAUGCUCUGAUGCAGAUUUAGAAGCGCUGAAAAGUAUGCUCGAACAAGCACAAGCUCAAACAAAGAAUUUGAAAAAGAGGAAGAAGAAAAAGUCCGAUAAACCCGCGCAAAAGGAAAUUUCCGAUUCUGAUUAA